UCUCUGGCGCUGCUGCGGGUAUCGAACAGUGAUCAGUGUUCCACAGUGUGUUGACGGUGGUGGCUCGGGCUCCGCACGGAGAGCUACAUGUGUGCUACGUGUGUUUGUGCAGGAUGAGCCGCUCACGCGUCGCAGCCGGACGAAGAGGAGAAGACAGAAGCGGCUGAAAUCCACACGAGCUCCGGUAAGACGCAGCGCCGCCUCGCUCCUGCUCCUCCGGAAACAAAGCGACACCAGGCGAAUGCGGAUUUCACUUUUCCUCCGGCUCCAUCUGUGUAGGUGGAGGCUCCGGCGGCUGUCGCGCUGUUGAUUCGAGCACACGGCCUCACACGCAGCCCCACACCUCGGAUCGGAAACCAUCUCUGCUCGCGUUCUGCAGAGCCGCAGUCCGUUGUCUUGACUUCGAGCGGGAGGAGACGUCUUUGCCGUCGGGGGAGAUGCACCGUGCGGAGGACUGAGCCUCGACAUGGGAGAACGAAGCAGGGUCCCACAGCCGUGAAGCUGCCGCCAUGUUGCAUUGACCUGGGAAUACCUGCAUCCACAGCACCAUGUUUGGGAUGAGCUCACCAGCAACAAUGGUUGCUCACCCUGGGGAAGAAUGGUUCACUCCACUACUGCCCCCCCCCCAGAGGCAAGGGACAUUAACACCAGUCUCUGCUGCCUCUAUACGGGACUGCUGAACUUUUCUGAGAGGCUGGCGAUGGAGAACAUCUCCAUGGCGAACCUUUCCCUGGGCUCCCACUCACCCCUGGAGCCGCUCAUGCCGACAGCGGAGGCCCAGAAGAGUCUACAGGGUGUCGGCCUCCCUCUGCAGGUCUUCUUUUGCUCCGUCAUGGUUGCCAUCCUGCUGGUGGCACUGUUGGGAAAUGUGGUGGUGUGCCUGAUGGUGUACCAGAGAUCUGCCAUGCGCUCGGCCAUCAACAUCCUCCUGGCAAGCCUGGCAUUUGCAGACAUGAUGCUGGCCAUCCUGAACAUGCCCUUCGCUCUGGUUACUGUGGUGACCACCAACUGGAUUUUUGGAGAGGUCUUCUGCCGAGUGUCGGCCAUGCUCUUUUGGUUCUUCGUGAUGGAAGGCGUGGCUGUACUGCUAAUAAUAAGCAUCGAUCGCUUUCUUAUUAUUGUCCAGAAGCAGGAUAAGCUGAGCCCUCAGAGAGCUAAAGUGCUUAUCGUGGUCACAUGGGGACUGUCAUUCAUUUUCUCCUUCCCCCUGGCGGUUGGCUCCCCUCCCCUUCAGAUCCCUCCCAGGGCCCCUCAGUGUGUAUUUGGCUACAGCAUCGAGCCUGGCUACCAUGCCUAUGUAUUGAUCCUAAUGUUAGUCUUCUUCUUCAUGCCUUUCAUGGUCAUGCUUUACACAUUCAUGGGGAUCCUGAACACCAUCCGCCACAAUGCCAUCCGCAUCCACAGCCACCCGGACAGCAUCUGUCUAAGCCAGGCCAGCAAACUGGGUCUGCUGAGCCUCCAGAGGCCCUUCCAAAUGAAUAUAGACAUGAGCUUCAAGACCCGUGCCUUCACCACCAUCCUCAUCCUCUUCUCUGUGUUUACAGUGUGCUGGGCACCCUUCACUGCCUACAGUCUGGUAACUACCUUUAGCGAUGGGUUCUACCACAAAGACAGCUUUUUUCAAAUCAGCACAUGGGUCCUGUGGUUGUGCUACUUAAAGUCAGCCCUCAACCCUCUCAUUUACUACUGGCGGAUCAAGAAGUUCCGCGACGCCUGCCUCGACCUGAUGCCCAAGUACUUUAAGUUUCUUCCUCAGCUGCCGGGAAACACGAAGCGGCGCAUACAGCCAAGCGCAGUGUAUGUGUGCGGAGAGCAUCGCUCUGUGGUCUGAAGUAAAAUCCACACUCAUACAGAGUUAAAAAAAAAUCUUUACAUACUGUACUGUAUUUGCCUGUUUUGCUGUUUGGUGGUAAACUUCUCUUAGCAGGUGUUCAGACAGAAAGUAGCACUGCAUUAAAAAAAAAAAAAAAAAAGGGGGAAGGUUAAUGUGGGUGUGACGCUACAGGGUCGGAGGUGAAAUGCAAACAUCUAUGAGUUUCAAAGCUUGUUUGAUGCCAAAACACUGUUCAGAGAAUCGUUUUUCUAGAAAUCAGGGUGUUACAAUUUUUAAGUAAGCUUGGUUUUGUUCGAUACCAAUUCUGUUACAAUAAUGAGAUUCUUUCCUAAUAGAAAAAAAUAUAGAUUUGAAAUACCUAAUUCUGACCAAUAUACGCUUUUGUCUUGACAAUAAGAUACUUGACAAUUUUUGAUUAUGUAGUCUGCACUAGAAUAUAGUUGUUUUUAUAACCCAUCCCUAAGAGAAACCAUCUUCUCCUCUAGCUUGCCAAUAUUGAGAUAAGCAUUAGAACUAUGCUGUUAAUCAAAGUGUGCAGGGUAUUGUGUGCUCUGUAUCUGAUUGGCUGGGUGAUGUGAUGCGUUGCAGCAAAAGUUGAGUCAGGGUCAACCUUUCUGCUGGACAACCUUGCAUUUUUGCUGGAACCUUCAUAAGAACAGUGUUUAAUGCAAUGCUGAUUUUAGUCUGACUCACCAUUUUGCACUGAUGCUCAGAAACCGUCAGGGUGUAUGUUUCUUGGUUAUCCAUAUAAUAUCUGGGGGGGUCAAAGGCAACUGGACUCUCCAUGUGCAAAAUGUUUUAAUGUUCAGUCAAAGAGUGUUCACUUCCUGGUGAAAGCUUCAACUCGUGUCUCUCAUUGUGGUGGUGCUCAGUACACGAUGGCUGUACUGAAACUUGUUUUAGAAUCAUGCUAUAUUUUCUAUAAUAUUGGAUUGGUCUGGUGAGUAUGAUUGAAUAUUGAUAUCUUUUACACUUAAACACUUGAUGCCAAAUUGAAUUUUUUUCCUGACCACAGUGGAAGUUCAGUUUUCUAAUAAAGCUGGGUAUACACUGUACGAUUUUAGAAAUGCUGUUGUUAAAUUCCACCUCAUACUGUACGAGUUAAUCGUCUGCAACGUGAAGGUGUGCUCAGACUGUACGGUAAUAUGCCCAUGCAGAAAGUUAAGGAGCCCUUCUGGUGACAUUUAGGGAAAAAAUAUAAAGUGGCCAUGAAAUAAUAACGUGUCGGAACCAGAGAAUAGGUUGUGCACUCUACACCGACUCUGAUUGAGGCCACACUGGUGGAAACGUUUGCAAGAACAUGUCAAUAAAAACAUAGGGCGAAUUUGAGAUGUUGUGGGUGUGUUAGCAUUGAACAUCUAACUGCGCUUUGGAUAGGGCCCUAUGUUUUUAUUGACUGGUAAUUGCAAAUGUUUCCACCACAGUGUGGCCUCAAUCAGUGAAUACAGUGUGUGUGAAAGUAAAGCUCCUUAUAGAGGCUACAUCUUGUGAUCAGAUAAGUGAAACGUCUCGUCUCUCAUCCAUGAGGCUUCUUAAGUUCGCUGUCUCUGUGCGACGUUUCACGCAGUCAGGAAAAAGCCACAGAGGUUAAGGGAUCGACUCGUGGCUCUGCUUCAAUGAGGUCGGCCGACCAAAAUUUCUUACAUGUCAGAAAUUUAUCAGAGCAGAAAUGUCCCCCCUGUACAAACAAUGCAUGACAAAGCUGAAAAUUAAGUCAUGUGACUCAGAAAACGGGGUAAAGUCCUACAGUGUAUGUCCAGCUUUAGAGUGUGUGAAGGUUGAGAUCAGGUCAUUGUGUAUCAACUCAAAGGCAACUGCACUGGCUGUUGUGUCUCUUAGCGGAUAAAAGAUAAAUACAUUUGUCUUUGAUUUAGUACUUGUGCAGAAACACCUAUACGGGAAAAAAUACAUUGCAGAAGAGGUAAACCAACCGUCCAGCAUCAGUGAUCUUCAAUUAAAGCUUCAAUAAUUGACGUUUUUUGAUACUAGUGCCAGUGAAAUCCCUGAGUGAAAACAGUUCAAGUUCACAAGCAGCCAUACAUUUAGGAAAAUGAUUGCUGAAAUCAGGAAGCACCUGGUCAAAGAGAGAUUCAGCAAGAUAAUUGUGAUAUUGAUUUUUGACAAUACUUGACUGUUUUUAAUGCUUUGUUAGACUUCAAGUGGAUCACCCAGCCCCACUCAUAGACCAGAAUGCAUUGCAGAUGAUGAAUUUCAAUGCCAAGAAUACAGUCACAGAUAAACUCAAUGCCAUCACUCUAGCUAUGGCUCCUUUCUUCACCUACUCAUCCCACAGAAGGCAGUUUGUCUCUGAGAGUGAUAGAGUGUCGUUCUGGGUAAUAACACGAAGCUUUAAGUGAAGUUGUCAAUGUAAAUGAAACAUAAAAAUCAUGAAAAAGAGUUAAACCACUUUAUAAUUCCUGGAAUGCACUGAAUGGCACAGACCAUGCAGGAGUAUCCACAAAUGAAUUGUAACUUUCAUAUUGAGCUAAAAAGAAAACAGGCGCUGUUGGACUGGACUUGAUCUUGUUCUUGCCACUGGAACCGUGAGUGGAGGGAAAAGGACACUUUGUUUUAGCAGUGUACAAGUUGUUAUACAGGGCAUGUAAAUUAACAGCUUCAAUGGAGUUUGAAUGUGGUCAGGAAGUGUCCAUGACCCAUUUGAACAUGUUUGAAUUUAAAUGUUUUGGAUGUGCCUAUUGAAUAGUCCACUUGCCAGUCAGAAUGCUGCUAUAUCUGGUGAAAAUGUGCAAUUUCAGUGUACUGUACUGUUGAAUGUAAUAAAGAAAUAGACAUUUCUUACCUUGGUAAACGCUGUGAAGUGGACUCUUUGUUUGCAUGUGUUGGGCAUCAGUAAAUUGUUGGGGUUGGAUCAA
Messenger RNA from Paralichthys olivaceus (Japanese flounder), 4707 nucleotides. It is a transcript of the gene gpr63, whose product is annotated as G protein-coupled receptor 63. Lineage: Eukaryota; Metazoa; Chordata; Actinopteri; Pleuronectiformes; Paralichthyidae. The record is from RefSeq and is a predicted model, not a curated record. Gene Ontology annotation, molecular function: G protein-coupled receptor activity. Gene Ontology annotation, cellular component: membrane. Gene Ontology annotation, biological process: G protein-coupled receptor signaling pathway.